CGCGCGCGCACACGAGGCCACGAGAUAGUCUUUUAUACACACACAAGAACCUGCAAAGCCCCAGAGAUUCUUCAUGGCGUCUCGUCUCGUGUGUGCCUUUGACCUUAUGUAGUAGUUCAAUCCAAUUAAAAUACUUUUGGAGUUUGAUUUCAAAGCUCUUCUCUCUCUCUCUCUCUCUCUCUCUCUCUCUCUCUCUCUCUCUCUCUCUCGCUUUCUGUUUCUUUAUUAUUUGUAAAUGGCUGAUGUUGUUCGAUUAUCAUUCCAUUCACUGCGUUUCUCUUCUUCUCUGCUCACCUCCUUCGCGUCCUCAUUGAAUAGUCUGCAACCGGGUCUCCCACCCAUUCUGAACUCAGAUAAGAGGGUUGUUUAUCCUCUUUUGUGUUCUUCUGCUGCCGAUUUUCCCCGCCCUGCUUUCAGACCCAGAAAGCAGUUGGUCUCUUUCAAGGUUCAAGCAACUGUGACUGAAACUGACCAACCAAAAUGGUGGGAAAAGAAUGCACCAAAUAUGGUUGACAUUCAUUCUACACAAGAAUUUUUGGGUGCUCUAGGUCAUGCUGGAGAUAGAUUAGUUAUUGUAGAAUUUUACGGAACCUGGUGCGCUUCUUGCCGGGCAUUAUUCCCUAAGCUCCGCAGAACAGCUGAAGAACACCCUGAAAUUUUAUUCCUGAAAGUCAAUUUUGAUGAGAAUAAGCCGAUGUGCAAAAGUAUGAAUGUGAAGGUGCUUCCUUAUUUCCACUUCUAUCGUGGAGCUGAUGGACAACUGGAAUCCUUUUCUUGUUCACUUGCAAAGUUUCAGAAGAUAAAGGAUGCCAUUGUAACACACAACACGGCCCGUUGCAGCAUUGGCCCACCCAAGGGGGUUGGAGAUCUUGAACUAGAACCCUCCUUCGCCCCAAAGGACAAAUCAGCAGAAUCAACAUCAGUGUAAAGCUUCCUCAAUUCAGGCAUUUUGGUGUUAAUUUCCAUCGCUGUAUAUGAGGCACACCAAAUAAACCUCAUGGGUCAGCUAUCUAUCUACUCAUAUUCUGUAUAUUUGCGUUUUCCAUUGUACAAGA
This is a messenger RNA of Alnus glutinosa, 1055 nucleotides long. Its product is annotated as thioredoxin-like 2, chloroplastic. The coding region runs from base 236 to 928 and encodes 230 amino acids. The transcript is spliced from 4 exons. NCBI's taxonomy places the organism in Eukaryota, Viridiplantae, Streptophyta, Magnoliopsida, Fagales, Betulaceae. Gene Ontology annotation, biological process: cell redox homeostasis. The record is from RefSeq and is a predicted model, not a curated record.